AUGGCUGUAAGGAAUUUUUUGCUCACCCUGGGUGCUGUAUCAGCUGCCAUUGCGGAUUACAGCAAUCAGCCAAAGUUGAAGACUUGUCUUCAGUAUGCAUUGACUGACAGCGGUCGUGUUGCAUUUGCUGGAGAUCCUUUCUACCAAGUUGCCGAUGUGAAACGCUAUAAUCUAAAUAUUCCAGUGACUCCGGCUGCCGUCACAUUCCCUAUCUCAUCGCAUCAAGUUGCAGCGAUUGUCAAAUGCGCAGCGGAUAAUGGAUACCAUGUUCAAGCCAAGAGUGGCGGUCAUAGCUACGCAAAUUACGGUCUCGGCGGAACGGACGGUGCCGUUAUAGUCGACCUCAAGAACCUACAACAAUUCUCCAUGGACAACACAAGUUGGCAUGCGACAAUAGGGAGUGGCACACUACUCGGAGAUGUGACACAGCGUCUGCACGAUGCUGGAGGACGGGCGAUGUCCCACGGGACCUGUCCGCAGGUUGGCUCUGGUGGACAUUUCACGAUCGGAGGUCUGGGGCCAACAUCUCGACAGUUCGGAGCCGCUCUUGACCACAUCGUGGAAACAGAGGUGGUCCUCGCUAACUCGAGUAUUGUGCGCGCAUCGGAGAGCGAGAACCAAGACGUCUUCUGGGCAAUCAAGGGCGCGGCUUCUGGCUUUGGUAUUGUUACCGAAUUUACUGUUCGCACUGAGCCUGAGCCCGGCACUGCUGUCAAGUACGAAUACACUCUCAAGAUAGGGAGUUCACAAGAGCGAGCUAGUCUGUUCAAACAUUGGCAGGCAUACAUCUCCAACCCGCAGCUUACACGUAAGCUGGCAUCUACACUUACUUUGUUGGAGGAUACCCUCAUCAUCACGGGAACAUUUUUUGGCACGGAGGAAGAGUAUAAGGCCCUUGAUAUCGGAAGUCAAUUUCCAGGCGUCAAUGGAACUGCAGUUGUCUUCCAGGAUUGGCUCGGGCUGGUAGGCGACUGGGCUGAAGAAGCCGCAUUAAAGCUGGGUGGAGGAAUCGCUUCCAAUUUCUAUUCUAAGUCUACAGGCUGGACAUCAAAAAACCUCAUGAGCAAUGAGACUAUCGACAGCCUCUUUGAGUAUAUCGAUACUGCAGACAAGGGCACACUGAUCUGGUUUCUGCUCUUUGACUUCCAGGGUGGGUAUACGAAUGAUAUCCCGACUGACGCAACUGCAUAUGCCCAUCGUGAUGUCUUGCUCUGGCUGCAGUCUUACUCGAUAAAUCUUCUGGGCUCGGUGUCUCAGACUCAAAUUACUUUCUUGGAUCGGGUGAAUAAGAUGAUUACUCCGAAUGAUCAUCCCUAUGCUGCGUACCCGGGCUAUGUUGACCCUCUCAUGGCCAAUGGGGCCGAGGCAUACUGGGGCUCCAAUUUGGCUCGUCUGGAAGAGAUCAAGGGAGAGAUUGACCCGGAUGAUGUGUUUCGGAACCCCCAGAGCCCGAUGCCUACUUUGCGGCACUAA
Messenger RNA from Penicillium manginii, 1473 nucleotides. Its product is annotated as FAD-binding oxidoreductase. Bases 1 to 1473 code for a protein of 490 amino acids. The record is from RefSeq and is a predicted model, not a curated record. Lineage: Eukaryota; Fungi; Ascomycota; Eurotiomycetes; Eurotiales; Aspergillaceae. Gene Ontology annotation, molecular function: oxidoreductase activity; FAD binding. The transcript is spliced from 2 exons.